CACAUGACCUGCGCUCUGUCAGUCGGGACGGCCACAGCCGGUUUCCCUGUGGUGUCUCGGCGGCCCCAGCUUGUCCUGGGGCUAGCGCUCUCGGCGUCUUCUCCGCUCCCUCCAGCUCACACCCACGCUCCUGGACCUCUGCAGACCGCGCGUGCAGGACCGGAUCUAACUCAUUAAUUAUUGAAGAUUUGUUGAAAAAGUUCAAGACUACAAAUUUAGAUGACCAAAAUGGAUAUCCGAGGUGCUGUGGAUAAUGCUGUCCCAACAAACAUCAUUGCUGCCAAGGCUGCAGAAGUUCGGGCCAACAAAGUCAACUGGCAAUCCUAUCUUCAGGGACAGAUGAUUUCAGGUGAAGAUUGUGAAUUUAUUCAAAGGUUUGAGAUGAAAAGAAGUCCAGAGGAGAAGCAAGAAAUGCUUCAAAAUGAAGGCAGCCAGUGUGCCAAAACAUUUAUAAACCUGAUGACUCAUAUCUCCAAAGAACAGACAGUUCAAUACAUACUAACCCUGGUUGAUGAUAUGCUUCAGGAAAAUCACCAACGAGUUAGUAUUUUCUUUGAUUAUGCUAAACGUAGCAAGACUACAGCAUGGUCCUACUUUCUGCCAAUGUUGAAUCGCCAGGAUCUUUUCACUGUCCACAUGGCAGCAAGAAUUAUUGCCAAAUUGGCCGCGUGGGGAAAAGAAUUGAUGGAAGGCAGUGACUUAAAUUAUUAUUUCAACUGGAUAAAAACUCAACUGAGUUCACAGAAACUGAGUGGUAGCGGGAGUGCUGUUGAAACAGGAACGGUCUCUACAAGUGAGUCUUCCCAGUAUGUUCAGUGUGUUGCUGGAUGUCUUCAGUUGAUGCUUCGUGUUAAUGAAUAUCGCUUUGCGUGGGUAGAAGCUGAUGGGGUUAACUGUAUAAUGGGAGUUUUGAGUAACAAAUGUGGCUUCCAACUCCAGUAUCAAAUGAUUUUCUCAAUAUGGCUACUGGCAUUUAGCCCUCAAAUGUGUGAACAUCUUCGUCGAUAUAACAUUAUUCCUGUUCUGUCUGAUAUCCUUCAAGAAUCUGUUAAAGAAAAAGUGACUAGAAUCAUUCUUGCUGCAUUCCGGAACCUUUUAGAAAAAUCAAUUGAAAGGGAAACUCGCCAAGAAUAUGCCCUGGCUAUGAUUCAGUGCAAAGUUCUGAAACAGUUGGAGAACUUGGAGCAGCAAAAGUAUGAUGAUGAAGAUAUAAGUGAAGAUAUAAAGUUUCUUUUGGACAAACUUGGUGAAAGUGUCCAGGAUCUUAGCUCAUUUGAUGAAUACAGUUCAGAACUCAAAUCGGGAAGGCUGGAAUGGAGCCCUGUUCACAAAUCAGAGAAAUUUUGGAGGGAGAAUGCUGCGAGGUUAAAUGAAAAGAACUAUGAGCUGUUGAAGAUCUUGACAAAACUUCUGGAGGUGUCAGAUGAUCCACAGGUCUUAGCUGUUGCUGCUCAUGAUGUGGGAGAAUAUGUACGACAUUACCCACGAGGCAAACGGGUUAUUGAGCAGCUUGGUGGGAAGCAGCUGGUGAUGAACCACAUGCAUCAUGAGGACCAGCAGGUUCGCUAUAAUGCUCUUCUGGCUGUGCAGAAGUUAAUGGUUCACAACUGGGAAUAUCUUGGUAAACAACUACAGUCGGAACAACCUCAAACAGCUACUGCAAGAAGUUGAAUAGAGAUGUCCAUUUUCAAAAUUUCCACCUCUCCAUACAGUGGCAUAACUGGAGUAUGAAUCUUAAUAUUUAGAUUCAAGAGUACAUGAUUUUAUUUGUAGUGUUCAUCUCCUGCUAUGCAGAUAUUUCUUCUCCUCAGUUUCUUUUUUUUCUUAUGCUGUCUCCUAGUCAAAGUGAUUGUUAAGUUGUAUCAUUUGAAUAAUUUUAACAAUUGCUGUUUAAAAAGCUAGUCUCCUUUCCCAUAUCUGCAAAAAUAUAGCUAUUCCAUGUAUUGCCUUUGUUUUCUAUAUUUAUUGUUGUCUUGAAAUGAAUAUAGAUAUUAAAAGAUAAACAUUCCAGAAUGUUCUUGUCAAAACAUCUUCUCCAAAUAUUUUUCUUUCCUGCCUUUUCAGAGAUUGAAUGUUUCAAACAUUCUCCUUGUGCUUUAGAAUCAUUAUUAUCCUAAAGUGAAUCCUUAAAAAGUUAUUGUAAAAUAGUGCAAAGAAAAAAUUUACCUCUUUUAGAUGUUUAUAAAGAAUGGUCAGUUUUAAAAGUUGGGCUUCAAAAACGGGUGUUGGGGUUCAAAAAAAGGAAGAGGACGUUCCAGGAAUAGUGAAUCAAUGGUACAAGCAUGCUCUGUGGAGUAAAGAAGGGACAGAGAAUAGUCCAAUUUGGGUGGAGCAUAAACUCUAUAAAUGAGAAUAAUAUGAGAAGGCUAAAAAAGCCUUGCAGGAGGUAAUAGAGUGAUUUUGGGAGGUAGAAAAAUAGCCCUAUUAAAGUAGUAUUUUAGAAAAAAUUCACUUGAUAACCUUAGAGAAUCUGGAGGCAGGGAGACAUUAGAAGGUUAUUGUCUGAACCAAAAAAGACCACAAAUUGCAUCUUGAUGGUGGGACCUGAAAGGAUGAAAAUGAGUAUGAUUGCUAAUAGAAAAAUAAUUCUCAUUUGAGCUGCACAAUAGCCCAAUGAAGUAAAUUCUACAGAUUUUAUCAUCUUCAUUUUACAGAUGAAGGAACUUGAGCUUAGAGAAUUUAAGUCACUUGGCCAUGGACAUACAGCCAGUGAGUAUGAGAUCCUCUCCUUAAGUCCAGCAGUCUUUAUAUACCACACUGCCUCUCAAUGAACAAAUGUUGUCCAAAGUCUAGAAAAAUAUUUUUUCCAUAGAGGUAGGGGAGAGGCCCUGGACUUGUGAUUUUAGUGGCACAGGGAACUCCUAGGUGAGCAAAGACUUUCUACCAGUGCAGGUUGACACCUCUAGAGAGCCCUGAGAGAUUAAAUGGUUUGCCCAGGGUCACACAGUCAGUGUGAGAGAAGCAGCAGGACUUGACCCAAAAUCUUCCUGGCUUUAAGACUGGUUCUUUGUACAUCACACCAAAUGUUAUUUCUCUAGCUGUAAGCAAACAUUUAUAAUUUUACUUUUUAGUUCUGAAUUUAAUGAACAACCCCGCCCCCCAAAAGAAAGACACUUCUAUAUACAAAAUAGAACAGAAAAAGGAUUGUUAGAAAAAUCUAAAACAAAAAUCUACUACAAGAGUAAAUGAAGGAAAGCCUUUAUUAUGCUUCUCAUGAGAAGCGGGCACACCAUACUCUAGUAGCAUGUGCACACUGGUAUAGUGGUAGAAUCAACUUUUAAAUGGUUAGUAAGAUCCAUACUUCAACCACGUGAGCCUAAGAUUGACUAGCUCAUCUGAGUUACACUCUUCCUGAAUAGCCCAUCCCAUGUUCCUCCAUGUCAUGUUAGUUCGUGCAUCCUAUAUAUCCCAUGUUCAAAAAUGGCGGCUAGCUCUGCCCUCGGGGUGUGUCAGUUAAUAUUUAAUUAACUUAUUAAGUAAGCAGCAAUGGAGAAAAGUUCCUUGACCCCACAGGUUGCAACCAGUUUAGCCUCCAGGGCUCUGUCUUAAGGAACUAGUUGUUUGCAGAAUGUUUGGGGCAUUUCUGAUUGGUUGAAGGACUAUCCACAAGAUCUUGGAAGUCCUUCUCAGAAUCCCCUUGUUCUGUGUGGGGAAGCCUAACUCCUAAUCCUUUCUCACAGGAUGAUAUAUGAAACUGUGGGUCUUUAGUCAUACUGCUUGCUUGUAAAAAAGUAUAUAAUAAAUUCAACAUGUUACUUUCAAAGCUGA
Vombatus ursinus (common wombat) is the source of this 3768-nucleotide messenger RNA. RefSeq names its product V-type proton ATPase subunit H. Gene Ontology annotation, molecular function: proton-transporting ATPase activity, rotational mechanism. The transcript has 14 exons. Bases 220 to 1671 code for a protein of 483 amino acids. Gene Ontology annotation, biological process: proton transmembrane transport. The record is from RefSeq and is a predicted model, not a curated record. Gene Ontology annotation, cellular component: lysosomal membrane; vacuolar proton-transporting V-type ATPase, V1 domain. Lineage: Eukaryota; Metazoa; Chordata; Mammalia; Diprotodontia; Vombatidae.